UUCGGGAGUGUGCCAGUCUCCAUUUAAGAGUAAAUAUGUGAAACCUGUUUCAGAAUAUGACCAGACAUCAAGCAGGAAACACAGUGCCAGAUGCAAAACUUCACCUUACAGUGGAAGUCUAUGAGGAUUCUACAUGCAGAAAGGCUCUCUGUACAAUCAUCUUGAUCAGGACUCCCUAGAAGAGAAGAUUUCUGUGAAUCUCAAUGGGACCAUGACUAAAUAAAUGACAUUUUUCAGCCUCCAGAACAUCUAAUUUAGCCUAUAAACAUGUUUAUGCCGAACACAGAGCUUCAUGAUAACACACAACCGGUUCAACUCAAUCCCACAAACCCAAUUGGACCUUCUAAAACACCCGACCUAGGGGGAUUCAGGAAAAUCCGCUCCACUGGAGAACCAAUCCCAAAUCCCAUCCCAGGCCUGGCGUCAGAUGUGCUGGAAAUGCGUGUGAAGGAAGGAAGCAAAAUCCGCAACCUUUUAGGCUUCGCCAUGUCUCGAAUUGAAGGCGACGGACAGACGCAGGUUCUGUUCAGCGGGACAGGACGAGCAGUGACCAAAACCAUCACCUGCGCGGAGAUAAUGAAAAGGAAAGUGGCAGGUUUACACCAGGUGUCAAAGCUCCAGUACAGGACAGUGACAGAGGUUUGGGAGAGUCAGGAGAGUCAGAUGACCGUCCACAGAACUUUACCUUCCAUUUGUAUUCUGCUGUCCAAGGAGCCGCUGGACCCGCAUGAGCCCGGAUAUCAGCCACCCGUUGAAACGAACACUCUGUCAGAGGAACACAGACAGGUGGAUGGAGUGCAAGGAUCUGGGAAGACCGAAAAAAGACCCCUGAGUCCUUGUGAUCAUCCUGGUCUUAAACGAGCAGCUUUGGGAAAGGAUUAAACUUCAGCUCUGUGGAAGAGAUCUUAAGAUAUAAG
Molecule: messenger RNA, 917 nt
Organism: Danio rerio (zebrafish)
Lineage: Eukaryota; Metazoa; Chordata; Actinopteri; Cypriniformes; Danionidae
Gene: rpp25a
Product: ribonuclease P/MRP subunit p25, a
Cellular component (GO): nucleus
Molecular function (GO): nucleic acid binding
Source: RefSeq, marked validated